GGUCAUGUGACAAUAACAAACUCUGGUCAGACUCAGACAGAGUAAAAGAAACUACUCUUAGGUUUAUUUAUUUACUGUUGUUUUUAAAGAAAAUACGUACAGGUUUUAUUCCCGCUUGAACGUAUGUUAAAGAAUGUUACUCGAACAAAUUACGAAAGUGACGUCGCUUUCUUGGCACUAACGGAACUUACAGGCAAAAAGAAGAGUGUUUGGGCUAGCUAGCGGGCAGUUAUCGGGGUAAAGUCCAGCUCCGUCCGUCUGUCCGUCCGGAGGGUCGUUGACACCGCCAUGCCUCCGCUCAGGUUCUGCGCUAACAUCUCCUGGUUGUUCACGGAGCUUCCAGACUUCAGCCAGAGGAUAUAUGCGGCUGCCUCCGCCGGGUUUCAGGCGGUCGAAGCAGCCUGGCUGUACGACUCCGACCUCCAGGAGCUCCAGAGAGCCCGGGAGGCCACCGGAGUGGAGCUGGUCCUCAUCAACACCCCGCCGGGAGAUGUGAAGGCAGGUGAUCUCGGUCUUGGAGCGGUUCCUGGAAGAGAAGCUGAGUUCAAACAGGGUCUGGAUCUGGCUGUGAAGUAUGCCAGAGCUUUGGAGUGUAAAAGGAUCCACCUGAUGGCUGGAAGGAUUCCUGUCGGAUCAAACAGAGCAGCAGUUGGCAAGGAGAUGGAGGCCAUUUUUGUGCAGAACCUAAACUAUGCAGCCGACCUUCUGUCUAAGGAGGGAAUCACUGGUCUGAUUGAGCCAAUCAACACCAGAAUCACCGACCCCAGAUAUUUCCUGGACUCUCCUCAUCAUGCUGCUGCGAUUCUGGAGAGAGUCGGGAAGCCCAAUAUCAAGCUGCAGAUGGAUGUGUUUCACUGGCAAAUAAUGGACGGAAACCUGACGCAAAACAUGACCAAGUAUUUGCCCCUGAUUGGUCACGUCCAGAUCGCUCAGGUUCCAGGUAGGAAUGAACCCGACAGCGCCGGAGAACUCAACUACCGCUACCUGUUCAACACGCUGGAGAAGCACGGGUACCAGGGAUACAUCGGCUGCGAGUACAAGCCACUGGGAUCCACCAGUGAGGGUCUGGGCUGGAUCAAACACUACUGGACCCACAGGGAGUGAGGAGCAGCAGGGAUCUGCAUCAGUGUUAUGGACAUUUCAGUGACAGGGUUUGAAUGAAGGACGCAAUUUCUCCUUUUGUACUAUCCCUGGAUGAUGGACCUUUGAUAUAAGUAGAUAAAAAAAAAAAAAAAAUGAAUAGAAGCCAAAUGUGUUGUGUAUUCAGUUUAAUUUUGGGGGGUUUCACACAGUUUCAGUCUGUACGUGCCUUAAAGUUUGUCACAUGACCAUAAACUCAUGACGUCAAGGUUCAGAACCAGAUCUUGUAGUUCCUCAGGACAAGAGUCAUGAUUUAAAGGGUUGUCAAGGUUACUGUUGCCCAUAAAGUUGGAAUAAUUUUCUUCUUAGACACAUUCCUCUUUUUUAUUCCUAUUUCUACACCUUUAAUCAGGUGUAUCGAUCACAUACUGAGUCCCAGUUACACUUUAUCUGUCAAGAAUAAAUCGCAUUGACGCAAUCAUUUCAUAAGAAGAGAGAUAAAUAUUUAAUUCCAACUUUAACUCCGCCUGUUUUAUAAAGAAUAAAGUGCAUUUUAAAAACCCUGUGAUUUUGAUAUAUCAGUAAAACAGCAGUUUGAUUUGUUGGUUUAACAACAUUAUAGUGUUUCUACAGUCAUCUUCAACAAACCUGUCAUCACACGUCUGUGUUUGUCUUUAGUCAGAAAAUAAAACAAUGUUGAUCUGUGA
Messenger RNA from Sphaeramia orbicularis (orbiculate cardinalfish), 1787 nucleotides. It is a transcript of the gene hyi, whose product is annotated as hydroxypyruvate isomerase. Gene Ontology annotation, biological process: glyoxylate metabolic process. The transcript is spliced from 9 exons. Bases 289 to 1104 code for a protein of 271 amino acids. Gene Ontology annotation, molecular function: hydroxypyruvate isomerase activity. NCBI's taxonomy places the organism in Eukaryota, Metazoa, Chordata, Actinopteri, Kurtiformes, Apogonidae. The record is from RefSeq and is a predicted model, not a curated record.